This is a messenger RNA of Papaver somniferum (opium poppy), 1971 nucleotides long. RefSeq lists its product as uncharacterized. The record is from RefSeq and is a predicted model, not a curated record. The transcript has a single exon. NCBI's taxonomy places the organism in Eukaryota, Viridiplantae, Streptophyta, Magnoliopsida, Ranunculales, Papaveraceae. Bases 1 to 1971 code for a protein of 656 amino acids.
AUGACCGGAGGAGGAGAAAAGAUUACUACAGUAAAAGAAGCUGCAACUCAGUUGCAGGUUCAUUCAGAUCGAUUACUUACUUUGGAGGAAUCGGCGAAGACCCUUACUUCUGAAUUUCGUGCUCUUUCUGCUGAGAUGACUCAUGUCAAGGAAUCACUCUCUACUAUUGUUUUGUUUUGUCGACGGAUGGGUAUUCAUACUGAUCCAAUUUCUGAGACUGAGCCAGAUCCGUCCGGUGAAGAUGCAGUUCCUCCUGAGCUUACUGCAAUGAUUUCUCAACCUGGUAAAUUCUCUCGUCACCCUAAGAUUGACUUUCCUAUAUUCGAUGGAAAUAACCCUCGAGGUUGGAUUCGUAAAUGUGUUAGAUAUUUUCAGUUGAAUAUGGUUGUUGAUGCUCAUAAAGUAGAUUUAGCAUCCAUUCAUCUUGAUGGUAGAGCUGAUUCAUGGUUUUUAGACUACCAAGAAGGUAAACCCAUGAUAGAAUGGUCUCAUCAAUUUUCUUCUGAUAUUUGUUGUCGUUUUGAAGAUAUAGCUUCUGAUAAUUAUGUAGGAAGUUUUAACAAAUUGUCUCAACUCACAACUGUAGAGGAGUAUUUUGAUAGAUACGAAUCCUUAAAAGCCAUAAUGAAAGCUCGUAAUCCAAGUUUAUCUGAUGAUUACUUUACAAUGAGUUUUAUCAGUGGCCUCAAAGAUGAGAUCCGCCACCCUGUUCAGAUGUUUAAACCUUCUACAGAUACAGAUGCCUUUUAUUUGGCUAGAAUGCAACAGGCUUCAGUCGACUUUCAGUCGAAUCGUUCUCGACCAUUUUCUAAAGCAUUUCCACCUUCUCAUACAACUUAUUCCUCCAACACCCACUCUAUCAGACCUGUUUUAUCUCCACUUACUACUCCUCCCAAACCACCCUUUACUAAUUCUAAGCCACUUGUUACCCUUCCAGCAACACCCACUAAAUUGGAACCUUCACUCCCCCCUAUAAACCGACUCACUCCAGCUCAGAUGAAGGUUCGAAGAGAAAAAGGGUUAUGUUACAAUUGCGAUGAGUUUUAUAAACAUGGACACAUUUGCAAGACUCAGCAGUUAUUUAUGUUGGUUGCUUCAGAAGACAACGGCUCUCCAUAUUCAGUUGAAGAGCUCGAAGAUGAUACUACCUCUCCAUCAACAUCGUCUUUGGAUUCUCCUAUGGAGAUUUCGCUUCAUGCAUUGACAGGGUUGGUUACACAGAAUACAAUUCGAGUUCCUGGUCAUUUGCAGUCGCGAGAUAUCUUCAUUCUGAUCGAUACUGGUAGUACCCACAAUUUUGUGGAUGCCAAGUUGGCUGAGCAACUACAACUGCCAGUUUCCCCUACUGGUCACAUGCUGGUGACAGUGGCUAAUGGUGAUACUACCAUCAGUAAAGGUAUAUUCCCUAAAUUAGCUUGGGAUAUGCAGGGAUACGAUUUUGUCAGUGAUUUACGCAUUUUACCACUGGGAGGUUGCGACAUGGUUCUUGGAGUCGAUUGGCUAAAGCAGCUUGGUGAUGUUAUGUUCAGUUUAGUUGAGCUAAGGAUUUCCUUCUUUUAUCAGGGCCAACACAUUAAUCAUCAGGGAAGCUCUUCUCUACCCACUUGUAAUAUGAUUAGUGGUAAUAAUUUCUUACAGUUUCUCAAGGACAAUACCCCUGCAUUUAUUGGUCAAUUUUUUUCUAUAUCAGCUCUACCUCUAGAGCCAAUUCACCCCAGCAUUGCUACAAUUGUAGAGUCUUUCUCAGAUGUUUUUUCUCCCCCUACAUCAUUACCACCACAAAGGGAAUUAUAUCACAAAAUACCUUUAAAUCCCAAUUCUGAGCAUGUCUCUCAAAGGCCCUAUAGAUGUCCUCAUUUACAAAAAAUAGCGGUGGACCAGCUGGUACAAGAGCUGUUAGAUGCUGGAUUUAUACAAGAGAGUCACAUCCCUUUUGCAUCACCUAUUCUGUUGAUCAAGAAAAAAUGGUGA